This is a messenger RNA of Physcomitrium patens, 1844 nucleotides long. RefSeq names its product ruvB-like protein 1. Gene Ontology annotation, molecular function: ATP binding; ATP-dependent activity, acting on DNA; ATP hydrolysis activity. NCBI's taxonomy places the organism in Eukaryota, Viridiplantae, Streptophyta, Bryopsida, Funariales, Funariaceae. The record is from RefSeq and is a predicted model, not a curated record.
CCAUCGCCAACUGUAACGAACACCCGAAUUUGUUUCUGGCGGCUCGAUUCUUCGGCGUUGUAUCGAAGCUUGAAUUGCGAGAGGACUUCAGAUUGGCGUGAGUGGACGUCGAAGGUGGUCACGAUCCUUCGAAUUCUUCAUCGUUUUGCUUCUGCAAGUGAUUGUAAGGAAUCCGUCUGGAGACGCGAGUAUAGGGAGAAUAUUGGAAUAGGGUUUGGUUAGGAUGAAGAUCGAGGAGGUGCAAUCCACUACGAAAAAGCAGAGAGUUGCUUCUCACACGCACAUCAAAGGCUUGGGCCUCAAGGAGGAUGGCACAGCGAUGGAUGUGGCCGCUGGAUUCGUUGGCCAGGAACAAGCUCGAGAAGCUGCUGGGCUGGUUGUGGACAUGAUCCGGCAGAAGAAGAUGGCCGGCCGCGCACUUCUCCUCGCCGGGGCUCCUGGAACGGGGAAGACUGCUCUGGCUCUUGGAAUUGCCCAGGAACUCGGUAGUAAGGUUCCAUUCUGCCCAAUGGUAGGGUCCGAAGUUUACUCAUCAGAAGUUAAGAAGACGGAAGUUCUUAUGGAGAAUUUCCGCCGUGCAAUUGGGCUUCGUAUUAAAGAGAACAAAGAGGUUUACGAGGGCGAGGUGACAGAGCUCUCCCCUGAAGAAACAGAAAGCACUACAGGAGGGUAUGGUAAGAGCAUUAGCCACGUUGUAAUAGGGCUGAAGACUGUGAAAGGAACCAAGCAGUUGAAACUGGACCCAACUAUUUACGACGCUCUCAUGAAAGAGAAGGUGCUGGUUGGUGAUGUGAUUUACAUUGAAGCCAACAGCGGAGCAGUGAAGAGGGUUGGGAGAAGUGAUGCCUUUGCCACAGAGUUUGACUUGGAAGCAGAGGAGUAUGUGCCUUUACCAAAAGGAGAAGUUCACAAAAAGAAAGAGAUUGUUCAGGAUGUCACGCUCCAUGAUCUAGAUGCUGCAAAUGCUCGCCCUCAAGGAGGCCAAGAUAUAUUGUCCAUGAUGGGCCAGAUGAUGAAACCUCGUAAGACUGAAAUUACUGAUAAAUUACGACAAGAGAUUAACAAGGUUGUUAACAGAUAUAUUGAUCAAGGUGUGGCAGAGCUUGUUCCAGGUGUUCUUUUCGUGGAUGAGGUGCAUAUGCUAGACAUGGAAUGUUUCACGUAUUUGAAUCGUGCUCUCGAAAGUUCAUUGGCACCCAUUGUCGUAUUUGCCACUAAUCGAGGCAUUUGCCACAUAAAGGGAACUGAUAUUAGCAGUCCACAUGGUAUUCCUGUUGACUUGUUAGAUCGCCUAGUUAUUAUCAGAACACUACCUUAUACCCCAGCAGAAAUGAUUCAGAUUUUAGCUAUUCGAGCUACUGUGGAAAGCUUGUCUGUGGAUGAAGAGUCUCUUGCUUAUCUGGGAGAAAUAGGAGAGCGUACAUCACUUAGGCACGCUGUUCAGCUGUUAACACCAGCAAGUAUUGUGGCGAAAACUAAUGGCCGCGAGCAGAUUAGCAAGGGAGAUUUGGAGGAUAUUGCAACGCUUUUCCUGGACGCCAAAGCCUCUGCUCGACUUUUGCAAGAGCAGCCUGAUAAAUACGUUUCACAAUAGGUUGAAAGCAUAGUCCUGCUAAUCAAUACAGUAAAGAGCGUAAUUGUAUGAUUUUUAUUUCAUAUUAAACGUUCUGAGCAGUACCUGAUUUUCAACUCUCUUCAUCAAGCAGACGGGUAUUCAAGGUCCAUAUAUUUUCAUCACGGAGAUGUUCUACCUAGAUUUGAGAGGAAGUAAAUGAACUGGGUUCUACAAUUUUGUUCGCUAUUAUGUUUCCAUGUGAAUUAAUUUCAUCUCAUAACCGACUCUA